AUGUCCAAGGUUAUUCUCAUAUUGGGCGGAGCCGGAGCCCAAAACUCCGCCGUGGCCCGAGAGCUAGCCAAGAACGAAUCCUUCCAAAUCAAGCUCCUUUCCCGACUUGCCAAGUCAGAGGACAAUGUCGCUCUCGCAAGCAAUCCUCGCAUUACAGUGAUCGAAGGAAAUUGCUAUGAUGAGGACACUCUCGUCUCGGCCUUUGAAGGCGUCAACGCCGUGUUCGUAAACACCAAUGGGUUUGCCAUCGGCGAAAAGGCAGAGGUCUUCUGGGGUAUUCGCAUGUAUGAGAUUGCCUACUGGGCUGGCGUCGAACACUUUGUCUACAGCUCUCUGCCGUAUGUGUCGAAGAAGUCUGGCUUUAACCCCAAGUACCGCGUCCCAUUUGUGGACGGCAAGGCCAAGGUUGUUGACUAUCUGAAGGCUCAGCCCACUGACAAGAUGAAUUGGAGUGCAAUCGAAAGCGGCCCCUAUCCCGAGUCUCACCUUGCCACAUGGUUUCCUACGAAAGAUGACAAUGGUGUCUACAUCUUCCGCAUGCCAAUCGAGGCUGAGGGCGCCAUGGCAAUGGUGGGACUGGCCGACUUUGCGUGGUUCACCCGCUACAUGUUUGAACACCCCAAGGAGUUUGAAGCUGACCUGCUCAGCGUUGGUAUCGACCACGUAAGUGGCAAUGCCAUUGCCUCAGCAUUCACCGCCGUGACGGGAAAGGCCGCUAGAUUUGAGCCGCUCCCACUCUCGGAGGUGGCCAAGACGUGGCCUGAUACCAAGAUUGGUCUGGCUGGAUCCCCGGGCUACGAUGACCCGACUCUGAAGACAAUGGCUGGCCACUUUGUGCCGUGGUUCACCAUUUGGCAGGAGAGCGGUGGCAACAAGGGUCUUUGGGCUAAGGACUAUGAGCGAUUGGAUAAGAUCCAUCCUGGCCGCAUUAGGACCAUUGAGGAGUGGAUGAGGUCGGUUGGCUACUCUGCUGAAGGCUACCCCAGUGCCCUUAAGACCGGCCUUUUCGGCUAA
Molecule: messenger RNA, 1014 nt
Organism: Trichoderma reesei QM6a
Lineage: Eukaryota; Fungi; Ascomycota; Sordariomycetes; Hypocreales; Hypocreaceae
Exons: 2
Coding region: 1-1014 (337 amino acids)
Source: RefSeq, a predicted model, not a curated record